Molecule: messenger RNA, 1314 nt
Organism: Humulus lupulus (European hop)
Lineage: Eukaryota; Viridiplantae; Streptophyta; Magnoliopsida; Rosales; Cannabaceae
Exons: 2
Coding region: 1-1314 (437 amino acids)
Source: RefSeq, a predicted model, not a curated record
AUGGCAACCCCCAUGAUGCAAGCUCAAACUAUGUGUGAAUUAUGUGGGGGUCCUCAUGCUUAUGAAAAAUGUCAGUAUGCAGAUGUCAAUAAUAUGCCAUUGGAACAAGCUCAAGCCAUUGGGAAUUUUCCUCAUCAAAAUAAUAAUAAUCCUUAUUCAAAUUUCUAUAACCAGGGUUGGAGGAAUCACCCCAAUUUUUCUUGGAAGAAUGACCAACAAGGCCAGUCUUCAGUUCAGCCAUCACAGGAACCAUUUCAGCAGCCACCUCCUGGGUUUUACCAACCGCCCAUGCAACGACACCAGAAUCCUAUGAGACAGCCUGAUACUCAGUCUGAUGUUCUUAAUCAAUUCAUGACUGAAACGCGGUCUUCUAUUAGAAAUUUGGAGAACCAGAUUGGGAAAUUGGCUACUCUUAUGGCCAACCGUGCUCAAGGUAACCUUCCUAGCACCACUGAAUUCAAUCCAAAAGAAGAGUGCCAGGCUAUUACAUUGAGAAGUGGGAAGAAAUAUGAAGAGCCAAGUGUGGAGCAGUCAGAUGAAGACAAGGUUCGGGAUCAACAAGCACAGGGCACAGUGGAAAAGAAGCAAGGUGAAAAAAAGGUUACUGAAUACCUCCCAACCAAAGAAGCUACACCACAAGUGAGCAUAGAUCACCACAUCAAGAUUCCCUACCCACAAAGGCUCCGCAAGAACAACCUUGAUAAGAAAUUCUCAAAGUUCCUUGAAAUAUUCAAGAAACUACAUAUCAAUAUCUCAUUUGUGGAGGCCAUGGAGCAAAUGCCAAGGCUAAAAUUGGGAGAAGCUCGCCCUACAACGAUUUCCUUACAGAUGGCUGAUCGCUUCAUUAAACAUCCUCGUGGAGUGAUAGAGGAUGUCUUGGUGAAGGUGGGUAAAUUUAUUUUCCCUGCUGAUUUUAUAAUUCUUGACAUGGAGGAAGAUGCAAACAUUCCCAUUAUUUUGGGAAGACCAUUCUUAGCCACAGGACGAGCUUUAAUCGAUGUACAAAAAGGGGAGUUAAGGUUGCAGGUCCAAAAUGAGGAAAUAAGUUUUAAUGUCUUUGCAGCAACUGAAAUUCCUACAUGUUGUAGAGUUGAUAUGGAGAAUGAUUGUCAAGAAUCAAUUGGUAAAAAGAAGAAGAAGACCAAAGAACGAUUUCGAACAGUUCGACGUCGUAUGAAAAGAUUAUUGUGUGGCAAGUUUGAAGGUUUCGAUGACAUUGGGGAUAAUUUCAAUAUUCUCAACAGUAGUAGGGAAUUUUCCUCGCAUGACACGAUGGCUCUCAAGGAUGCAAGGGGUGGACUUGACCCAAGUUGA